This is a messenger RNA of Plectropomus leopardus (leopard coralgrouper), 2426 nucleotides long. RefSeq names its product DnaJ heat shock protein family (Hsp40) member B4 (gene dnajb4). The record is from RefSeq and is a predicted model, not a curated record. Gene Ontology annotation, cellular component: cytosol. Gene Ontology annotation, molecular function: protein-folding chaperone binding. Gene Ontology annotation, biological process: negative regulation of transcription by RNA polymerase II. Lineage: Eukaryota; Metazoa; Chordata; Actinopteri; Perciformes; Serranidae.
GCAGAGGGAGGAGGGAGCCGAGGCUAUUUAAAGAGGCUCAUCCAGUCAUUCAAAUAGCAGGAGGUCCUUGGCGUUGACUAACCGCCUCUAAAUGGUUUUCAUCCCGCUCUGCGUCUCUGUCUGCGGCUACUUAUUGUCGAUCAGUCCGGACUGAGGCCGCCUGUCUGCGCUGACAGCCAUCCGUCGACCAUCAGUCUGCCAGCCUCCUCUGCAGGGACUGCUCCUCCUCCCUCUGCUCUUUUUUUUAAAAAAAAAAAAAUCUUUAUCAUCGGUGAAAAAUGGGCAAAGAUUACUAUAAAACGUUGGGCAUCUCUAAAGGAGCCACAGACGAGGAUAUUAAGAAAGCUUACAGAAAACAAGCGCUGAAAUGGCACCCGGACAAAAACAAGUCUGCAGCCGCCGAGGAGAAAUUUAAGGAAAUCGCUGAGGCAUAUGAAGUCCUCAGUGAUCCGAAAAAAAGAGAAGUUUAUGAUCAGUAUGGAGAAGAAGGUCUCAAGGGAGGAAGUGGGCCCACUGCUGACGGACAAGGCAGCACCUUCACCUACACUUUCCACGGGGACCCUCACGCCACCUUCGCCACUUUCUUUGGCGGUUCAAACCCAUUCGAGAUGUUCUUUGGGCGCAAAGCAAACGGCCGAGACGACGACGACAUGGAGGUGGAUGGAAAUGAUCCAUUCGGCUCCUUCACCAACUUCAACCUGAACGGAUUCCCUCGGGACGGGCACAUUGGGCCCGGGGGGCCGCCGCGCCGGAAGCAGGACCCGGCCAUCAUCCACGAACUGAGGGUCUCCCUGGAGGAGGUCUUCCACGGCUGCACCAAGAGGAUGAAAAUCUCUCGCAAAAGGCUAAAUCCAGAUGGCAGGACCAUGCGCAAUGAGGAUAAGAUUCUCACUAUCGAGAUCAAGCGGGGCUGGAAAGAGGGAACCAAGAUCACGUUCCCGAGAGAGGGAGACGAGUCACCCAAUACCAUCCCCGCUGACAUUGUUUUCGUCAUCAAGGACAAGCCACACCCUCACUUUAGGCGGGAGGGCUCGAACAUUGUGUAUCCUGUGCGAGUGAGCUUACGACAGUCGUUGUGCGGAUGCUCGGUUACCGUGUCAACGAUAGACGGGAAGACGUGCAACAUGAAGAUCACGGAUGUUAUCAAGCCUGGCAUGAGAAAGACUGUUGCCGGACAAGGUCUGCCCUUACCCAAAAACCCCGAGCAGAGAGGGGACCUGGUGGUGGAAUUUGACGUUAACUUUCCGGAGGCGUUACCCGUCAACGCCAAGGACGUCCUGAAACGACAUUUACCUGCUUAGGAGGAAGGACACGAACUGCCCGAGGGGAGAUAACUGCAUGACAGCGCUCGCCCUUGUUACCAGCACUCACACAAACACACACACACACACGGACAGUUAUGAGAGUUCACAGAUGGACCCCCUGCGACGAAUGUGCAAUUUCUAUUUUUGAGCUAAUUGGUGUUUUUUAUAAAUACCACGCAUGCUGCCAAGUUGAUGUACGUGAAAGCGACAGACAGUCUGGGUUGUUGAUAUCUGAAAGAAAACACAUUUUAUGUAUGUGCUACAAUCACUUUAUCUUUUUGUUUGUUGGAAAUAUUUGGUAGUGAGUGAGUCUACAGUUGCCCAAAAAUAUCCCAAGGAUUCCUGGGAAACAUUGCAGUGCCAAACAGACAUUUUCUUGCUCUUGUUUAGAUCUGACAGGCAUUGUUACCGACAUUUUUUAAGCUGUCGUUCAUGUUUAUUUAGUCAUGUGGAGAUACAAGCUUCAGUUUAGAGGCUGUCGUAAAGGGAUAGUGCAGAUUCUUUGAAGUGGGGUUGUAUGAGGUACUUAUCCGCAGUCAGUAUGUUAAAUGCAGUAGAUGUAAGUCUGCACGCCCACAGUUUGGAGAAGCAGGCUGGAGUCUGGCACAGAAGCUGAGCGAUGUACUGCUGUUGAAGGGGUCAAGUCCCAUUUAAAAAAAUCAAAAUCAGUUUAAGUGUACACUAUAUCAAGAGUAUUUUCACAGUUUUAUCUUUCUGACAGACAGCCUUUUCCAAUGAGAAAGCUGUUGAGGGCUUCAGUUCUCCAUGUGUGAUCUCGUCAAAGCCACCAGACCUCAUUUGGAAAACCAGUAAUUUUAGCUCACUGAACACAGGAGCUGCUGGUCUACUGCUACUUUCCCCAGUUAGUUAGUUACUGUUAUUGUGUGACUUUGGUGAAUCUGAACUAACCCUUUUAAAUGCCAAAGUCAAACAAUAAGACAAACAAAAUAGCUGAUUGAGGCAGUGGAAGACCACGAGCUCCUGUGUUUAGCGAUGUUAAAUCACUGUUUUUAUAAAAGAAGUCUGGCUUUGAGGAGAGUCAAAAUCAACUUUAUUUUCAAUUCUGCUACAUGUACAGGACAUAGAUGGAGAUGGGAUUGAAAUGCCAUUUCUCCCAGACCC